AUACCUAAACUAGUUAGACAGAAUCAUGGAAACCAGAAUUAGGAGUGAUACCCCUUUUGCUAAAGCUGGAUUUCUUAGUAAACUGUCGUUUUGGUGGUUAAAUCCUCUGAUGAAGAAGGGUAAGAAAGAAACUCUUGAAGAUGAUGAUAUACCCAUGUUAAGAAAGGCAGAUAGAGCAGAAACGUGUUACUUAUUGUUUAUGGAACAGCUAAAGAAUCAAAAGAAACCUAAACCAUCAAUUUUAUGGACAAUCGUCUUAUGUUAUUGGAAAGAGAUUUUUAUAUCUGGGUUCUUUGCAUUUGUCAAAGUAGUCACUUUUUCAGCUGGUCCUUUGUUUCUUGGGGCUUUCAUUGACGUUGCAGAAGGUAAAGAAGCUUUUAAACACGAGGGUUACAUUCUAGUUAUACUGUUGUUCUUGACAAAAUUCAUCGAGUCCUUAUCACAGAGGCAGUGGUAUUUCAGAUGUAGAUUAUUGGGACUUAAAGUCAGGUCUUUGCUCUCAGCAGCUAUUUACAAGAAGCAACUUGGGUUUUCUGGUGAGGCUAAGACGAAGCUUUCUGCUAGCGAAAUAAUCAACUAUGUCACUGUAGAUUGUUAUCAAGUAGGGGAAUUUCCUAUUUGGUUGCAUCAAAUAUGGACAGCAUGCCUUCAAAUGUGUCUUGGAUUAGCUAUUCUUUUCCGUGCAGUUGGGCUUGCAUCUCUUGCUGCUUUAGUUGUAAUAGUACUCUCCGUGGUAUGUAAUACUCCCUUGGCCAAAUUACAGCUCAAGUUUCAGCUUAAGCUCGUAGUGGCACAAGAUAAAAGACUGAAGGCUAUAUCAGAGGCUAUUGUGAAUAUGAAGGUUUUGAAGCUUUACGCAUGGGAGAUGUAUUUUAAAUCUGUUAUAGAAAGGCUAAGGAAAGAGGAGGUCAAGAUUUUGAAAGCUUCUCAGCUGCUGAAAGCUUAUAAUGUGUGUCUGUUUUGGAUUUCUCCCAUAUUGGUAUCUUCAGCAACUUUUAUUUGUUGCUACCUCAUUGGAGUUCCUCUCAAUGCUAAAAAUGUCUUUAUAUUCGUAGCAAGUUUACGCAUUGUUCAGGAACCUAUUAGGCAGACUCCAGAUAUUAUAGGAAUGUGCAUUCGUGCAAAAGUUGCAUUUGGACGGAUUGUUGAGUUUCUUGCAGUACCUGAGUGUGGGAAAGUUAGGAAAAAGGAAUAUUCAGAGCAACAUAAGCACGCCAUUUAUAUCCGUUCGAGUAAUCUCUCAUGGGAAGAAAAUACAUCAGUGCCCACCUUAAGGAGCAUAGACCUUGAGGUUAAAGUUGGUGAGAAAGUGGCUAUCUGUGGAGAGGUUGGUGCAGGUAAAUCAACCCUUUUAGCAGCAAUUCUCGGAGAAAUUCCUGAGGUGGAAGGGACAGUUCAAGUUUAUGGAAAGAUUGCCUAUGUUUCUCAGACGGCAUGGAUCCAGUCAGGAAGCAUAAAAGAUAAUGUUUUGUUUGGAUGCACCAUGGAUAAGAAAAGAUAUCAAGAAACAUUAGAAAAGUGUUCAUUGGUGAAGGACCUUGAAAUGCUACCUUAUGGUGAUCUCACCGAAAUAGGAGAAAGAGGAAUCAAUUUAAGUGGUGGUCAGAAGCAGCGUAUUCAACUAGCUCGUGCACUCUAUCAGGAUGCUGAUAUAUAUCUUCUAGAUGAUCCAUUUAGUGCCGUUGACGCCCUUACUGCUAUAAGCAUAUUUAAUGAGUAUAUAAUGGGAGCUUUAUCAGAAAAGGCGGUCUUACUUGUUACUCACCAAGUUGAUUUUCUCCGUGCAUUUGAUUCAAUUUUGUUAAUGUCAGAUGGGAAGAUCCAACAGGGGGAUCCAUAUCAUGUAUUGUUGUCGUCUAAUGAAGCAUUUCGCAACCUUGUUAACACACACAAAGAUACAGCUGGUGCAGAAAGACACGUUAAUGUAAUUUCUACAGAUAAAUGUAGAACCUCUUCUGAAGAGAUUGAAAUUUUCUGGGUUAAGCAGCUAAAAGAAUCAUUUGACCAUCAGCUGACUGAGCAAGAAGAAAGAGAAACAGGAUACACUGGGUUGAAGGCAUAUGUACAGUAUUUGAGUCUAAACAAAGGCUUCUUCUACUUCUCCGUAGCUAUUGUAUGCCAAAUCGUCUUUUUUGCUUUUCAAAUAGUAGAAAACUAUUGGAUGGCUGCUAAUGUUCAGAACCCUCAAGUUAGUAAAUUGCGACUGAUCUUGGUGUACUCUCUGAUAGGAUGUAGCUCGAUGUUCUUUGUACUGUUUAGGUGUCUUCUUACAGUUGCUUUGGGUAUUGAGUCUUCCAAGUCACUAUUUGAUCAGCUACUUAACUCUCUUUUCCAUGCACCAACCACUUUUUACGAGUCUACACCAUUCGGAAGAAUACUUAGCCGCGUCUCUUCUGAUUUGGGUAUUGUAGACCUUGAUCUCCCAGUCAACUUUGUUGCGGCUGUUAUAUUUAUUAUUAAUAUUUGCUUCCAUGUUGGGGUACUGGCUGUUAUUACUUGGCAAGUUCUGUUAGGCUCCAUACUGAUGAUGCUCAUGGUGAUUCUCUUACAGAGAUACUAUUCUGCAUCUGCAAAAGAGUUCAUGCGGAUUAAUGGAACCAGUAAGUCGAUGAUAGCAAGCCAUCUUGGUGAAUCUAUAGCAGGAGCAAUGACAAUUAGGGCUUUUGAGAAAGAGGACCGGUUCUUCUCUGAGAAUCUUGAUCUCAUCGACAAUAAUGCUGGCCCUUCUUUUCAUAUUUUUUCUGCAAAUGAGUGGUUAAUCUUACGUUUGGAAAUGCUCUGCACCGUUAUUCUUUGCUCCUCGGCCCUUGUGAUGGUUCUGCUUCCUGCAAAAACUUUUGGUUCUGGAUUUGUUGGUAUGGCCCUGUCUUAUGGUCUUUCGUUGAACCUAUACGUUAUUGUUGCUGUACACUCCAACUGCUCUUUAACAAAUGAUAUUGUUUCUGUGGAAAGGCUAAACCAGUACCUGCAUAUUCCCAGCGAAGCCCCAGAACUUGUAGAAGGAAAUCGACCUUUCUCUGGUUGGCCUGCAGUAGGUAGAGUGGAGAUCCAUAAUUUGGAGAUCAGGUAUAGGCUCAAUACUCCCAUUGUUCUUCAUGGAAUUAAUUGCAUAUUUGAAGGAGGACACAAGAUUGGGAUUGUUGGCAGAACUGGCAGUGGGAAGUCAACUCUAAUAGGUGCUCUGUUUCGGCUGGUAGAACCUGUAGCGGGUAAAAUCAUCAUUGAUGACAUUGACAUCUCAACUAUAGGGCUUCAUGAUCUACGGUCUCGCUUAGGGAUCAUACCUCAAGAUCCUACUCUCUUUAAUGGGACUGUAAGAUACAAUUUGGAUCCUCUUUCUAAACAUACGGACCAGGAAAUUUGGGAGGUUCUUGGUAAAUGUCAACUUCGGGAAACAGUGCAAGAGAAAGAAAAGGGUUUAGAUAGUUCAGUUCAACAAGAUGGUGUAAACUGGAGUGUGGGACAACGACAGUUAUUUUGUCUGGGGCGAGCUCUACUGAGGAGCAGCCAGAUAUUGGUGCUUGAUGAAGCUACUGCUUCAAUCGACAGCGCAACAGACUCCAUUCUCCAGAAGACCAUAAGGACAGAAUUUAAAAAAUGUACUGUUAUCACAGUGGCCCACAGAAUACCUACUGUUAUGGACAGUACAAUGGUGCUCGGUAUAAGUGAUGGGAAAAUUGUGGAGUACGAUGAACCGUUGAAGUUGAUCAAGGAAGAAGGUUCGUUGUUUGGGCAACUGGUGAAUGAAUACUGGUCUCACAGCCACUCUGCAUAUUCAUGAUAAAAUGGGUUCUUGAAAUCCACCACCUUGUUUUGGAUCUGACUCAGUCCGAGUCAGAUCUCAAAUUAUUUGUUUUUUUUUUUCUUUCAGUUUUUUGAUAGGACUCGGACCUCUGAUCAUUUGUCUUUUCCCUUCAGUUUUUGAAUGUUUUGACUCGAGGUCUGACUUAGAUGUGAUGAGUCAGACCCAAAGAGAAAAGUACAACCCAAGAUCAACAAAGCUCUUCAUUAAGACUUAUCGGUUGCACCACCACAUUGCGGACGGGGACAACCAACAGUCCCGGCCACGCUAUGGAGAGGUUGUUUUCGUCCCACGUAGUCAACCUAAUUUUAACCGUACACGUAACUCCAACAAAGAGAUCAACGAUCCAAGCUUCGUUUAUAAAACCAGAAUUCUGUUCACUUCUCCCCUUUCUUCUUCUUCUUCUUCUCUCACUAAUGGCGAAAAAGAAUCUGACCCGUUUAUUUUCAUCACUGAUUGAAUCAUCAAAUAAACCCAGUUUAGGGUUCCAAUCUGAAUCAAUCAUCAAUUCAAUUUCAUCAUUACAAAGAGGUAUUUCUACUACUACAAUCACUCAACAUGAUAAUGACGAUGAGAAGAAGAAAACCCAUAAAAUUUCUGUAGAAGAAGAAAAAAGCAGCAGCAGCAGCUCUGAUGAAGAAAAUGAAGAAGAUGAUAAUGGAAUGAAUAAAGUUACUGGUGAAAUUGGUGGACCAAGAGGACCUGAACCUACCAGAUAUGGAGAUUGGGAGAAAAACGGUCGAUGUUCUGAUUUCUAAGACCUAACCAGGAGCCGCGUCACUGAGUCAGGCGAGUUGCUAAUAUUUGGGUGAGUGAUUCCAUUUCAUGUUCUUAAACAUUUGGGUUUGUUAUUAGGAUCAGUAUAUUGAAUAAAGAUGUAGUCUUUUGUUUGCAAUUUGAGGAUAAUUUUGUUGAAAUCAAAAUGAUGAAAUUUGUUGACAAUUUUGGGGAUAAUAUGAUUAAGUGUCUGAAAAAUGACAAUUUUUGUAGGUUUUA
Papaver somniferum (opium poppy) is the source of this 4798-nucleotide messenger RNA. RefSeq names its product ABC transporter C family member 10-like. Gene Ontology annotation, cellular component: plant-type vacuole; vacuolar membrane. Bases 26 to 3781 code for a protein of 1251 amino acids. Gene Ontology annotation, molecular function: ATP binding; ABC-type transporter activity; ATP hydrolysis activity. NCBI's taxonomy places the organism in Eukaryota, Viridiplantae, Streptophyta, Magnoliopsida, Ranunculales, Papaveraceae. The transcript has 11 exons. Gene Ontology annotation, biological process: transmembrane transport. The record is from RefSeq and is a predicted model, not a curated record.